Molecule: messenger RNA, 419 nt
Organism: Patiria miniata (bat star)
Lineage: Eukaryota; Metazoa; Echinodermata; Asteroidea; Valvatida; Asterinidae
Product: tyrosine-protein kinase receptor Tie-1-like
Exons: 3
Coding region: 1-351 (116 amino acids)
Biological process (GO): positive regulation of kinase activity; protein phosphorylation; cell surface receptor protein tyrosine kinase signaling pathway
Cellular component (GO): signaling receptor complex
Molecular function (GO): transmembrane receptor protein tyrosine kinase activity; ATP binding
Source: RefSeq, a predicted model, not a curated record
AUGUCAUCACCAACCUGUGAGGAUGAAGGUCUGCCAUCCUGGGCGCAGAGCUGGAACAUUCCAUUUAAGAGUAUGAUGAUCGGCGUAAAGGUUUUGGGCAAGGGACAUUUCGGUGAGGUUCGUGAUGGAGCAGUGUUGGUUGGAGGAGAAAUCUCAAAAGCUGCCAUAAAGACACUGAAAGCAAACGCUUCUGACAACGAUCGGCAGAAUUUCAUGGAGGAAUUCCGGACUCUGACCAAAAUUGGACAGCACCCGAACGUGGUCAGUAUUCUUGGUGCCUGUCAUAAUGAUGACAUUCUGUACGUGGCCUUGGAGUUCAUGCCGAACGGUGAUCUGCGCACCUAUACCUGAGAAACGCUCGAUCCCAGGAGGACGAUGAACAGUCAACUCUGUCUUCUGAGAAACUGAUUCAGUUUGCU